Clunio marinus is the source of this 1194-nucleotide messenger RNA. Lineage: Eukaryota; Metazoa; Arthropoda; Insecta; Diptera; Chironomidae. The record is from the annotation of a GenBank genome assembly.
AUGUCAUUAGCUAAAGAUUUGAAUGUUGAUACACGAAAGGAAGCUGUACAACGAGGUCGUGUACCACCAUCACAACCACCUGGUAUUCCUGGCAUGCAUGGCCAAUACUUAACAAAUGGUGACGCAGCAGCAAUGUGUGGAUUUAAUGGACAUUCAUAUCUUAGUUCAUAUAUAUCACUGCUUCUCCGAGCUGAACCUUACCCAACUUCUCGUUAUGGACAAACGUGCAUGCAAACCAACAAUAUCAUGGGUAUCGAUAACAUUUGCGAGCUGGCAGCACGUUUAUUGUUUUCAGCUGUUGAAUGGGCUCGCAAUAUCCCUUUCUUUCCCGAUUUGCAAGUCACCGAUCAAGUAGCUUUACUACGUUUAGUUUGGUCCGAGUUAUUUGUGCUGAAUGCGUCACAAUGUUCUAUGCCAUUACAUGUGGCACCACUUCUUGCUGCGGCCGGUCUUCAUGCAUCACCAAUGGCUGCUGAUCGUGUCGUCGCAUUUAUGGAUCACAUUAGGAUAUUCCAAGAACAAGUGGAAAAGCUUAAAGCGCUUCACGUCGAUUCGGCUGAAUAUUCUUGUCUGAAAGCAAUCGUACUAUUUACGACAGGUAAGUUACUGGAUAUUCUUUUUGUGGAUACACCAGCCUUACUUUCCAAAAUCAAUCAAUCCUUUUCCCAACUCAAAAACGAGAAUGAACUGAUGCAGAUGGUAAAAUCGCAUUUAGAAUCAUUCGCUUCCACUGCAAAAACAACUUUUCAAGCAAAUAAUAAUAACAAUAGUAACACAACUAAUUCCAACAUAGUUCUCCCUGAACCCACCUCACCCAAAACUAAUCAAAAGCUUAAAUUAAACUCAUCCGAUAAUAGUAGCAUAAAUCAAUCUCCGCAAUCACCAAACACUUCGAACAAUACGAGUCUGAAUAGCUCGUCUGGCAAUAGUUCGGGUAUUUCUGUAGGUGUUUCGCCCUCUUUGUCUUUCUAUCACCAUCACCAGGCUGCUUUUCAGCAUAUUCAAACACCGACACGUUCGUAUGGUAGUUUAGAUGAAUUUCUUUCUAAUCAGACUGAUAAUCCAUACACUUUGAGUAACAAUUUGUUUAAUACUUAUAAUCAGUUUACUAGUAGUUUAGGUUCAACGUCGAAUAAUUCGAAUACAUCAGAUUUUGCAAAGUUCUCGCCAUAUAGCUGGAAUAGUCGUCGAUAA